AUGAGUUCCGUCCCCACUCGUGACGAUAUCCUCGUCCCUGAGACUCUCCUCAAGAAGAGGAAGAGCCAGGAGAAGGCCCGCGCCGAGCGUGCUGCCGAGACCGAGCAGCAGAAGAAGGCCAACAAGGAGAAGCGUGCCCAGAUCUUCAAGCGUGCUGAGAAGUACGUUCAGGAGUACCGCCAGGCUGAGCAGGAUAAGCUCCGCCUCGCCCGUGUCGCCAAGGAUGGCGAUGCUGCCUACAUUCCUGCUGAGGCCAAGCUCAUCUUCGUCAUCCGUAUCAAGGGGUCCCCCAAGCCCCGCAAGAUUCUACAGCUUCUCCGUCUCCUCCAGAUCAACAACGGUGUCUUCAUCCGUGUCACCAAGGCUACUUCGGAGAUGAUCAAGCUUGUUGAGCCCUGGGUUGCCUACGGUUACCCUAACCUCAAGACCGUCAAGGACCUCGUCUACAAGCGUGGUUACGGAAAGGUCAACAAGCAGCGCAUCCCUCUUACCGACAACUCCAUCAUUGAGGAGAGCCUCGGCAAGUUCGGCAUUGUCUGCGUUGAGGAUCUUAUCCACGAGAUCUACACUGUCGGCCCCAACUUCAAGCAGGCCUCCAACUUCCUCUGGCCCUUCAAGCUCAGCAACCCCACUGGUGGCUUCAGGACCCGCAAGUUCAAGCACUGGAUCGAGGGUGGUGACCUUGGUAACCGUGAGGAGAAGAUCAACGCUCUUGUCCGCCAGAUGAACUAG
Parascedosporium putredinis is the source of this 732-nucleotide messenger RNA. NCBI's taxonomy places the organism in Eukaryota, Fungi, Ascomycota, Sordariomycetes, Microascales, Microascaceae. The record is from the annotation of a GenBank genome assembly.